Drosophila innubila is the source of this 3903-nucleotide messenger RNA. RefSeq lists its product as uncharacterized. NCBI's taxonomy places the organism in Eukaryota, Metazoa, Arthropoda, Insecta, Diptera, Drosophilidae. Bases 843 to 2837 code for a protein of 664 amino acids. Gene Ontology annotation, cellular component: cytoplasm. The record is from RefSeq and is a predicted model, not a curated record. The transcript has 6 exons. Gene Ontology annotation, molecular function: RNA binding.
CUCAAAAGCUUACACUCCAGCAAAAUGUGAAAAUUGAAUUAAGAAUGCAAAAACCAAAAGAAAAACAAAAACGAAUUACACAAAAAUCAAGAGCACGCUUCUUUUUUAGUGGUAGUGAGUGAGAGCAACUAAAAUAAAUUUCAUUUUAUUAAAAAAUUCACAUAAAUCAGUGAGACGGCGGCAAUGCCUCAAGACUGAAGUGUAUAUGUGAGUAUGAGUGUUGUGCGUGCGUGAGUGAGUGAGACUGAAACGCAUUUAUAAAUUAAACAAUUUUGUUGUUUUUGCUUUCAAGCAAUAUAAAGUCAACAAUGGCGACAACUGAGCUUAAGCUGAGCUUUAAAACAAAAAAAGCGAAAUACGAGAAAAACAAAGAAAGCUAAAUGCGAGAACAAAGCAAUAUAAAAGACGCGGGCGGUCGCUCGCCCGAUAAUCGCUCGGUUCGGUUUGUCGGCCCGCUUGUCCCGCAGGCCUAUUGUUUGUUGCAACUUGCAAAUGCAUAAAACUGCACAGGUCGGAAAUGAUUAAAGGCUGUUAUUUAAAGAUUAUUUUCUGCGAAAUUAAAGGAAAACCAUAACGGAUUUAUAAAAAUGUGCAUAACUUAAUUAAAUAUCUGUGAAAACAAAAUCAAGAAAAUUGAAAAGAUUACAUAAAACAAUAAUAUAAGUGAAGUUAUCAACGCAAAUCAAAAGAAUUACAAAAGCUAUACAUAUAUUUUGCUCUGCACCGGAAGUAUAUAAACAGCCUGCAAAAUUUACUACAAUAUCAGCUUCAAUAACUCCGCCAACACCGGGAACUCCAACAACCCCGUCAGCAGCAACAGCAAUCAACCGAACGGCACAAGAAUGCUAUUCGAGAAUCCAGCCGUUGCGGCCAAGCUGCCGUUUCCCUACAAUGUGCCGCCGCCUCUGCAAGCGGCGGCCGCUGCUGCCGCAGCUGUGCCAAAUUUAAGGUUUCAGACACCAAUAAAAGCGUUUGCCUGCCUGACAGCCACAAGCAAUCCGAUUGAUAAUGCAGCCGCUGCAGCUGCCGCCGCUGCCGCUGGCCUCAUUGAUCCGCAUCACAAUCGGGAUCUGCACAAUGCAUUGGUCGCCUCCAUAGCCAACAGCAAUGUGGCGGCCAUUAAUGGCACAUUGACCACCGCUGCAGUGUUGAAAAGUGCCGCAGCCGCUCAAGCUCAGGCUCAGGCACAGGUGCAGGCUCAGGUGCAGGUGCAGACACAGCAAAGCGCCGCUGGGCAAGCUCAGCAGCAGCAGCAGCAACAGCAGCAGCCAACAGCUGGACAGGAUCAGGCCAAUGUACAGAAUGCAGCCAUGACCAAUGGCAACCAACAACAACAGCAGCAGCAGCAACAACAACAACAGCAGGCAGCACAACAGGCCGCUUUGGCUCUUCUCAAGGUGGAUAAUGUUAAUGGAGCCGCUGCUCAAAAUGGCAGCGCUGCCAACUUGAGCAUUCAGAGCAGCUCAUCGGGCCGCUCGACACCCAGCAACAGUGGCGUCAGUCUCUCAGAUCCAGCACCCGGCAAACUAUUUGUGGGCGGCCUCAGCUGGCAGACAUCGUCGGAGAAGCUUAAGGAAUACUUUAACAUGUUUGGCACCGUAACCGAUGUGCUCAUCAUGAAGGAUCCGGUGACACAGCGCAGUCGCGGCUUUGGCUUCAUCACAUUCCAAGAGCCCUGCACCGUGGACAAAGUGUUGAAGGUGCCAAUACACACACUGGAUGGCAAGAAGAUUGAUCCGAAGCAUGCCACACCCAAGAAUCGACCUCGUCAGGCCAAUAAGACCAAAAAGAUAUUUGUGGGCGGCGUCUCGCAGGACACAUCCGCCGAUGAGGUGAAAGCAUAUUUCAGUCAAUUUGGUGCCGUUGAGGAGACGGUCAUGCUGAUGGAUCAGCAGACGAAACGCCAUCGCGGCUUUGGAUUUGUCACCUUUGAGAAUGAGGAUGUUGUGGAUCGCGUUUGCGAGAUCCACUUUCACACCAUCAAGAACAAGAAAGUGGAAUGCAAGAAGGCGCAACCCAAAGAAGCUGUCACCCCGGCCGCCCAACUGCUCCAGAAGCGCAUCAUGCUCGGCACACUUCAAUUGCCGGCAGCUCCUGGCCAACUGAUGGGUGCACGCAGUGCCGGCGUCACCGCCAUGAAUCCCUUGGCCAUGUUGCAGACAUCCACACAGCUGCUGCAGUCACCGGCUGCCGCAGCGGCCGCACAACAAGCGGCACUCAUAUCACAGAAUCCGUUUCAAGUACAAAAUGCAGCCGCUGCGGCCACCAUGGCCGCCAAUCAGAGCAACUUUGGCAAACUGCUUGCCACAUAUCCACAGACAGCGCUGCACGGCGUCAGAUAUGCACCAUACACCAUACCCGCCAGCGCCGCCACUGCCAAUGCCGCAUUAAUGCAGGCCCAUCAGGCACAGAGCGCCGCGGUGGCCGCUCAUCAACAGCAGCAGUCUCACAAUGCCCACGCCGCAGCUGCCGCCGGACUGCAACAUCAGCAUCAGCAGCAACAACAACAUCAGCAUCAACAUCAACAUCACACUGCCGCCGCCGUUGCCGCUGCCGCCUCAAAUUCAGCCUCACAGGCGCAUUCAGCAGCAGCGGCUGCCGCUCUGGCUGCCAAUGCCGCCAAUGGUGCGGGCGCCAAUGCUCAUUCCCUUGCCGCUGCCCAACAGGCGGCCCUUGUUGCCGGCAAUCCAUUGAAUGCGGCCGCCGCUGCCGCUGCUGCUGCUGCCGCUGGAAAUCCGGCUGCUGCCUAUCAAAACUAUGCGCUGGCCAAUGUGGACAUGUCCAGUUUCCAGGGCGUCGAUUGGAGCAGCAUGUACGGCAUGGGCAUGUAUGUCUAAGCUGUGCUCUCUCAUUCUUUUCUCCUUCUCCCCGCUCGUUCUCUCUCUCUAUCUCUCCUUUCUUAAUCUAACUUUCUACUGGUAAUUUGCAUACAACAAUAAUGCAUACAGACACACAUCCACACACAAACACACAUACAACGACUCAACGAAAUUUGGUUUACCAUAGUUCUUAGUGCCACACGCAUACACAUACAUACACACAUACAUACAUCAUAUACAUACUUACAUGAAAGCAUAUUAAGUAUUAUAUUUAAGGGCCCUACGCAAAGGCGAAUUAUAUGCGUUCAAUAAUAACAAACAUGAUAAGCAAUAUAAGCAACAACAAAAACACAAAAGAUCAACAACUACAAAACAGCAGCCGGCGAGGCAGAGCAAAUUAAAAGGAUAUAUAUAUAUAUAAAAAACAAAACAAAAAUAUUAAUGAAUAAUACAAAAAAAAAAAUUAAACCAAAAAGCAAAAAUUAUUGAAGAAAAAAAAAACAAAAAAAAAACUUUAAAAAACCACCGAUUGUGAUUGCGUUUAAUUGUAGCAGUUUAUAUAAUUUUUAGUGAAUAAUACCUAAAACAUAAACCUAUUAUAUAACAUAAUAAUCCACAUACAUGCAUAGAUAUAUAUAUAUAUAAUAAAAAAAGGAACAUAUUUAUAAAAUUGAAAACAAAAGAAAAUCAUUAAAGCUCAUUGAACAAAAUAAAUAAAAAGAAAGUUAAGGCAAAGCGAGAUCGAUAAAAAGAAACUCAACAAUUUGCUCAAGCCUGAAAUUAUAAAAUAUGUAUAGUAAUAAACUUAUAUUAUCUAUAACAAUAACAAAAAAAAAAAAAAAAAAAGAAAAAAAUCAUUAGAUAACCACACAUCACAUUAGUUAUUUAGUUUUGAGCUCGAAUUUAAUUCACCCAGCCUAGCAGUUAGACGGAGACAGAGACAGAGACAAUGUAGACCCAAUAUACACACACAUACAUCACAUAACACCAGAGUACACCUUCACAGACACACAGUAAGCACACUCUUUUCCUUGUACUUAAAAAAAAUAAACUGCAAACGAGACUCGGCUGCGAUUUUCAUUAA